Nicotiana tabacum (common tobacco) is the source of this 822-nucleotide messenger RNA. RefSeq lists its product as uncharacterized. The record is from RefSeq and is a predicted model, not a curated record. NCBI's taxonomy places the organism in Eukaryota, Viridiplantae, Streptophyta, Magnoliopsida, Solanales, Solanaceae.
AUGGAGGAUAUUUCACGACCUACAAUCGAUCUUUUUCAUCCUUACUAUCUCGACGAAUUCGAGACCACAGGGACGGGACUAGUGAGCUCAGACUCGGUGUUCGAUGGAUCAGGCUAUGGUGUUUGGAGACGGCUUCUACUCUUAGCUUUGACCGUGAAGAACAAGGUUGGCUUCGUCGAUGGCAGCUGCCCUAUGCCGAGUGCCGAAUCGCCAUUGCUCGGAGCUUGGAUCAGGUGCGACGCUAUGGUCAUGUCAUGGAUAUUAAAUUCUCUGUCUAAUGAAAUAGCAACUAGUGUGAUAUAUUCAGAAACUGCGAAGGAUAUGUGGCAUAAGUUGGAAUUGAGGUUUGACGAACCAUAUGGACUCAAAAUGUUCCGAUUAUAUAAGGAGUUAGUAGGACUGAAACAGGGAAGCAGCGGCAUAGCUAUAUAUUUCACAAAAUUGAGUAGUAUCUGGAGUGAAUUAGAUAGUUUGAAUAUACACAUGAAAUGUAUCCGUGAGUGCAAAUGUGGUACUAAGUUGCAAUUUUACAAGGCCGAAGAAGAUAAAAAAUUGUUUCAAUUCCUUAUGGGGUUAAAUGAGUCUUACGAUAGGGUUAGAGGAAGAAUUUUGAUGAUGAGUCCCUUGCCAUCGCUCUAUCAAGCGUACUCUCUGCUUCUUCAAGAAGAGAGCUUGCAAAGGGAAGUGCAAUCUGGGCAGAAAAUGAAGAAUGAUGCUAGAAAAAUGAAUGUGGAGUGCAAUUACUGUAAGAAACAAGGUCAUACUAUUGAUAAAUGCUACAAGAUCCAUGGAUUUCCAACACAUUUUAAUCAGACAAAGUAA